AUGGAGGGGUGUGACUAUGAAGUGUUCUUAAGUUUCAGAGGACCCGACACGCGCACCAGCAUCACCGAUCACCUCUACACCCGUCUCACAGAAGCGGGGGUCCGGACAUUUAGAGAUGACGAAGAGCUCCGCAUCGGGGAAGAGAUCGGCCCAGAUCUCAUAAGAGCCAUUGAGCAGUCGAAGAUCUCCAUACCCAUAUUCUCUAAAAAUUAUGCUUCAGAAAUCAAGGGACAGAAAAUCAUGCCCAUUUUCUACUAUAUUGAACCAUCUGAGGUUCGAUACCAAACCGGUGGUUAUGGUGACGCCUUUCAUUCACAUGAAAAGAAGAAGCGGGUGGAUGAGGAGACCAUCCCCGAGUGGAAAGCUGCUCUCAAUGAGGUUGGCGCGUUAAAGGGGUGGAACAUAGAGAACGUGGCUAACGGGCACGAAGGACAACUAGUUAAACAGGUUGUUACCAACGUUUUAAGUGAGCUGAAGAAGGCUUAUUUGGCGGUUAGUGACUUCUUGGUUGGCGUUGACUACACAGUGAAAGAAAUUACGGGGAUUAUAGACACUGCCACUGAUGAUGUAAAGAUCGUGGGAAUCCAUGGUAUGGCUGGCAUUGGAAAGACAACUCUUGCCAAAGUAGUCUACAACCAGUUUUCUCGGGACUUUGCUUACUGUUGUUUCCUUCCUGAUGUUAGAGAUACUUCAAACUCAAAAGGAAUUGCGUAUUUGCAGAACCGACUAAUUUCAGAUCUCUCAAAACAGACAUUUUCCAGUAUUGAUAGCAAGGAUGAGGGAAUGAAGGCGAUCAAAGAGAGAUUUUCUAGUAAGAAAGUCCUUGUUCUUUUUGACGAUAUUGAUGACGAGAGUCAACUAACUGCACUUUUGGGGGGGCAAGUUUGCUUUGGUUCUGGAAGCUUGAUACUUAUAACCACAAGAAAUGAAAGGGUUCUCCGUGCAUUCCAAGUGAAGUUGAUUUAUCAUAUUGGUGUAUUGGAUUCGAUAGUUCCCUUCAGCUAUUUAGCAAGCAUGCUUUCGGAAGAGAUCACCCUCCAUAUGAAAAGUUAA
This is a messenger RNA of Eucalyptus grandis, 1053 nucleotides long. Its product is annotated as disease resistance protein RUN1-like. The coding region runs from base 1 to 1053 and encodes 350 amino acids. Lineage: Eukaryota; Viridiplantae; Streptophyta; Magnoliopsida; Myrtales; Myrtaceae. Gene Ontology annotation, biological process: defense response; signal transduction. Gene Ontology annotation, molecular function: ADP binding. The record is from RefSeq and is a predicted model, not a curated record. The transcript is spliced from 3 exons.